GGCCCGGUCCUGCCGGGUGCAGAGACGCACACGCCCCGUUUUUAUUACUCUAUUCACUCACACGCCGCUGGAUUUACAGUGUGCACCGGGAUCCAGCAGUGACACAUGGCGAGAUAAAAAAAGUGCGAAGGGUGUGUGUGUGUGUGUGUUCGUGUGUUAGGGACGGACAGGUGAUCUGACACUUCGUGGUGUGGUGUAUAUAAGACCGGGUGUGUGUUAGCGGAGAAAGAUACAGAGUGCGAAUCAUCAGCUGAAGUGAUGCUGUGUAAAGCGGUCCUGUCCUGCGCUCUGCUCUUCGCCACUAUGGAGCCUCUUCUCACACACCCAAUAACACAGCUGGCUGGAAUGUCCUACACAAGGCCUGUUUCAGAAGAGGAGCAGGCGAUGAGUCCAGAUGAGAUGUCUUACUCCGAGGCGUUUGUGUCUCAGGGCUCAGCAGGAAUCGGCUUCCCUUCCUUCCACACAAGAGACAACAGCAGAGAAGCUCUCAGAGCAGCUGCAUUUGUUCCCAACCAGGUGGUGAAAGAGACUCUGAUAGAAAAGCCUUGGCUAAACCCACUCAGCAGUUUCCUGGGUGGCAGAAAACAAUACGGGAAGCGGGGAGGAAUCUCAGAGUGCUUCUGGAAAUACUGUGUCUGAAUACACGGACACACACACACAC
This is a messenger RNA of Tachysurus fulvidraco (yellow catfish), 661 nucleotides long. It is a transcript of the gene uts2b, whose product is annotated as urotensin 2, beta. Lineage: Eukaryota; Metazoa; Chordata; Actinopteri; Siluriformes; Bagridae. Gene Ontology annotation, cellular component: extracellular region. The record is from RefSeq and is a predicted model, not a curated record. Bases 259 to 639 code for a protein of 126 amino acids. Gene Ontology annotation, molecular function: hormone activity. The transcript has 4 exons. Gene Ontology annotation, biological process: regulation of blood pressure; blood vessel diameter maintenance.